AAAUAACAUGUUCCUUAUUCAACAAAUAAUUAAUAAAUGGACAAAAUUAAACAUGUAUUUGAGCAAAUAAAAGAUUUUAGUCGCUAUUAUUCAACCGAAAAACAAAAAUCGUUAGUUGGUAAAGAAGAUAAUUUAUGUGAAAAUUGUAAACAGACUGAUACUGGUUAUAAUUAUUGUCAGUCAUGUGAUUCUAACCGUUUUCAACAAAAUUUCAAAAACUGGACAAGUGGAAAUCAUGACGUUGAUGAAUUUAUUCAAAAAGUACAAUUAAAAGCUAAAAACAGUCAGUCAGUUAUAGAAUGGAUUGAAUAUAAUAAAUUUGAAGACGUUGUAUAUUUAGCAAAAGGGGGAUUUGGAACUAUUUUCAAAGCAGUUUGGAAAGAUGGCCCUAUACGGAAAUGGGAUUAUGAAAAUAAUCAAUGGGAAAGAAAUGGUGAAACAAAAGUCGCUUUAAAGUGUUUACAUAACUCACAAGAUAUUACAGCAGAUUUUUUAAAAGAAGUUGAGUCAAAUAUUUUAGUAUGCGAAUCUGGACUUGGUUUGGUAGUUCGUUGUUUUGGUAUUGCUAAGAAUCCAAAAACAAAUAAUUUCAUAAUGGUGAUGGCAUUAAAAAAUUGCAGUUUAAGACAACAUAUAAAUGAUAAUUUUAAUUCAUUAAAUUGGUUGAAAAAGUUGGGUUUAUUACGUGGUAUCUCAAUUGGUCUUAGAGAUAUUCAUAAUAGUGGAUUAAUUCACCAUGAUCUUCAUUGUGGAAAUAUAUUAGUUGAUGUUAUUGGUAGUGUUGAUGUGGCUUGUAUUACUGAUUUAGGAUUAUGUCAACCAGCAAAUGUUAAGUCUUCUCAAAGUAAUAGUAACGAAAUAUAUGGAGUAUUACCAUAUGUAGCAACUGAGGUUUUAAGAGGAAAAGAAUAUACUCAAGCAAGUGAUAUUUAUGCAUUUGGUAUUAUUGCAUAUGAAAUUUGUACAGGAUUGCCUCCUUAUCACGAUAUACCUCAUGAUGAAUUAUUGGCAAUGAAAAUUUGUCAAGGGUUAAGGCCAAAAUCUAAUUAUAUAGUUCCUCAACUAAUUAUUGAUAUAAUUAAUCAAUGUUGGGAUACAGACCCUUCAAAACGACCUGAAGUGAACAAAUUAUUUGAGUUACAAAAUGAUUUAUGGAAGGAUUGGAUUGAAGAAGAUUCUGUAAUCAAAAAACAAAUCAAUGAAGCAGAUGAAAUUAAUAAAAAGACAUCUUCAACGGUUCAGCCACAUUUAUCGACUAUUGGUACUCUCUCAUAUACGACACAUCCUCAAGCAAUUUAUAUAAGUAGACUUUUAGAUCUUAACAAUCUUCUGGAACCCAAAAAUGCAGACAAUAAUGAUGAUUUAUUUGGAAUAGAAUAUUCAGAAUCUAUAAGAAUGGAUUUUACUAAACUUGAUAUUAAUGAUGAAAGUAAUUAAACUCAAUGUUAUUUCGUGGACAUUUUUGUGAAAAUCUAAUAAGGC
Rhizophagus irregularis DAOM 181602=DAOM 197198 is the source of this 1482-nucleotide messenger RNA. The record is from RefSeq and is a predicted model, not a curated record. Lineage: Eukaryota; Fungi; Glomeromycota; Glomeromycetes; Glomerales; Glomeraceae.